CAUUCCCGUCAGAACGCAACGCGGACGCACGGUCGGCAGUGGCGUGGCGCACUGCGAUUUUGUCGAUUUUGCCGACUGGUCUCGGGACUCGUCAACGUGGUUUCGCAGCCGACCUCGCGUUAUCCCCACGGAUCGGCCAAUCAACGGACGGGAAGAUGCGAUUUCAUCCGUCGCGUUUGGGUAACGAUAUCUCGUACGGACGAGCGAUUCGGUGACGGAUUUUAUUUUCACGCGCAAAAGGGCAGUCUAUUCCUCAAUCGAUGCUCCAUCGCGCUUGCAGAGCGCCGUUCUCGUCCGAUGCGGCAUGCGAUUCUCCGCGCGGCGUUUCAUCUUCGAGAUAACGGCCGACCAAUCAAUGACUCCACGUUGUGCAUUGCUCCCAACCUCCGAGGCCGGUGAAUCGCGAUGCUAUUGGCCUCGGGAGAUUCCGGCAGCUCACGCUGCCUAAUCGUGUUUCGGCAGAAGGCUCAGGAGAACUUCGAAGCCGGCACUUCGUAUAUCCGGUGCUACAAUAUCCGAUCCCUUAUUUCUCUCUUUCGAUUCACGUCUGCCCGUACUCGAGACAUGCUGACUCAACAUAUGAAAUGUUGUAGAAUAAUUCUAAAAUGCAUUCCAACGUAAUUAACUAAUUGUGUUUAAUUUUAAUUGAUAUAUAAUAUAAUUCCAUUAUCAAUCGCCUAUAAUUAGCGGCCUCUAAAUAUAGAUCCACACACGUGCGCACAUUAUAUAUAAAAUUUUACGAAUCUAGAUAAUAAACAAGCCACCGGAAGUAUAAUCGGCUUGUUCGGAGGAAAACGUAUUCUAGGGGAAAAAAAAAACAGACCAAGAGAACAAGUAAAUAUUAGGAAAAAUAUAUUUGUUGAAUGCUAACUUGUGUUAGAAAAGUUACAUGAAUUUCUUGUGAGCAGAGUAAAUUAAAAUGGCAGUUCAGGACGAAUAUUUUCGAGACUUGCGAUCCUGCGAUAGGCCGUUUCUUUAAACCACACCCGGAACGAUCGUCUCAUCCCGGAACGCUUGCUCUUUUUUUCGAAAAUUCCCUGGGCCGAGCGCCGCACCAUGGGUCCGUUCUCAUCCGCGCAACGAAUGUUCGUAACGCAAGGUUGUUCCUGAGGUGUCUCAUUCGAUUUAAAUCGUCGUCUCGGCGAUACGAUACUUCUAAUUUGCUUCCUUAUUGCAUCCGAUUACUUUGUUGCUACAUGCCGCUUUGUCUCCUGGCGAUUCUCCUGGUUAUAUGUAACGAAGAAAAACAGAGAAACACACGAUAAGCAAUACAAUCACAUUGCUAAAAUGCCUCGAGUAAGGAGACAAGUGAUCCUGGAGGAUCCAGCGAGGCCUGUUACACCAGAUAUGGCAGAAACGAAGUUGUUAAAGACUGAGUUUUUGGAGGAUGGAUCGUUGGACGAAAUUCAACCUCAGAAAGUGGCGGAAGAAACACCGAGUCCUCAUUUACAGGAUCACCAAUAUGGACAAACACCGUGUUAUCAAAUAACAAGAAAACCCACGCAACCACCGCCACGACCUGAGAUAUCAGUUCAAGCGGUAAAAAGAAGACUGAAUUUGGAGGUAGGCACAACUGGUCCCAGUCAGUCUGCCUUCAAGGCACCCAGAGGUAAACGUAGAAGAUCCGGGUCGAAUUCUUUAACUGGUCACACACCCACCAAAAGUAAAACUGUAGAAAGGACACGGUAUGACACAUCUUUGAGUUUACUCACAAAAAAGUUCAUCCAUUUAGUCGAGAGUAGUCAGGACGGUGUGGUGGACUUGAAUGUAGCGUCAGAGAAGCUGGAGGUACAAAAACGUCGUAUAUACGACAUUACUAAUGUUUUAGAGGGCAUCGGUAUCUUAGAGAAGAAAAGUAAAAACAAUAUCCAAUGGAAAGGCGGUCAAUUACCGAAUAAUCGGAACGACAUCGCCAAUCUCAGGAGAGAGGUCGCGGACUUAGAAGCUAAAGAGAACACUCUGGAUCGAUUGAUCCAUGGUGCUGAUAAGAACCUACGUGAACUCUGUGCAGAUAGACAAUACGCUUAUGUAACGUAUCACGAUUUACGUUCAGUCCCAAUGUACAAAGAUCAAGCUAUUAUGGCUGUGAAAGCCCCGCCGGAAGCUACCCUCCAUGUCCCACAACCUAUUAAUAAUUUUGGUCAACAAAAGCUUCAGAUGCACAUGAGGUCGGAACACGGAGAGAUAGAAGUGUUUUUGUGUCCCGACGAUUCCGCAGUCAAAACAUCGCCCUAUUCCGGAUACGCAACAACGCAAUCUGUGCCUCAAUCAAAAGAAUCCGAUAUACCCUGUUUGCCUUUUGAACUGUUGGUUAAUAGAGAAAACGAUGUGCGAGUCGAGCCAGUACCUUCCGACGAGAGUUCCCUGAACGAUCGUCUGUGUAACUCUGUAACUGCAGUUACCAGUAUAACAAGCAUAAAGGACGCGUUCCUAUGCGAAUCCGACGAUUAUGGACCAAUGGGCGGUGGCAAAUUCCAACUCCAAACGGAGGACCAAAUCAGCACCUCAGAUCUGAGUAUUCUCGAAUUUGGGGAACAACUACUGACUUUGGAACCACCUCUCUCCGAGAACGACUACUCGUUCUCAUUAGGCACUGAGGAAGGUCUUUCGGAUCUCUUCGAUUUCAAGUUCUAGGAAUAUCAGCGUUAUUAAUAAGAACGUUCUUGUCUUUUUGGACUAACACUCUGAGUUUGCUUCCUUGGCAUUCGAACAGAGGAAACUGACAGAGCAGUAUAAAUGCGUUACACGAUAGUGUUGGUAAUUUCGUUCCGUGCGUCGAACUUCGUUAGCGAACAUGCAAAGUCAUUAUAAUUUAUUUACUAUUUCUCCGAACAAAUAUGUUUUUUUCGAUCUGGACACCGAUUGCCGCGAUUAACGUUAAAGAGGAACAAUAAAAAGAUGAUCAAAACACGCGUGACGCAAUUUUUGCCUUUUGACACGAACGAUAGAUUGUAAAUACAAUUUACGUGGAAUGGAUUAUAAUUUUCCGUAAAUAAUUUUACUAAUCGGUCAAUUAUUGUCUGUUCCAUAUAAAAAUUAGGAAGAAAUGACGUGUUAUUGAUCCGUCUUACCCAAAAUAUUUUAAUAUUCUAUGUUGUUUUCACGUAUAUAUCUAAAAGACACACACACACACAUUUUAUAUAUAAUAUAUGUAUGUGUGUGUGUGUGUGUGUCUUGUUUCGGAUUGUUUCUUGGCCAUAUCAUUUUAAUUGCUUAUAUAUAUUGCGGAUCGUAAACUCUGGAUGCAGGGAAACCGAACCGCGAAGCACAGGAAAAACAUAUCAUGAAAUUGUUAGCACGUGCUUCCGGCUUGAUAUGGUCGAUUACAUUCGCGGAGUGGAUUGCGAAGAUUCUCUUGAGAGAGCAAAGGAGAAAGAGAGAGAGAGAGAGAGAGAGAGAGAGAGAGAGAGAGAGAGAGAGAGAGAGAGAGAG
Molecule: messenger RNA, 3432 nt
Organism: Linepithema humile (Argentine ant)
Lineage: Eukaryota; Metazoa; Arthropoda; Insecta; Hymenoptera; Formicidae
Gene: E2f1
Product: E2F transcription factor 1
Biological process (GO): regulation of transcription by RNA polymerase II
Cellular component (GO): RNA polymerase II transcription regulator complex
Molecular function (GO): DNA-binding transcription factor activity, RNA polymerase II-specific; RNA polymerase II cis-regulatory region sequence-specific DNA binding; protein dimerization activity
Source: RefSeq, a predicted model, not a curated record